Molecule: messenger RNA, 1678 nt
Organism: Sphaeroforma arctica JP610
Lineage: Eukaryota; Ichthyosporea; Ichthyophonida
Product: iron-sulfur protein NUBPL
Exons: 6
Biological process (GO): iron-sulfur cluster assembly; mitochondrial respiratory chain complex I assembly
Cellular component (GO): mitochondrion
Molecular function (GO): ATP-dependent FeS chaperone activity; ATP binding; 4 iron, 4 sulfur cluster binding
Source: RefSeq, a predicted model, not a curated record
GGGCUUGCCGGGAGAAUCCCGUUCGGGGCCAAUAGACAUGUCAAAAGGAAUCCCAGAUAAGUUCCCCAUCCGCAAUGUAAAGCAUACUGUCGUUGUCGCGUCGGGAAAGGGGGGCGUAGGCAAAUCGACAACAUCUGUCAAUUUGGCCUUGGCAUUGAAACGAAAGGGUCUAUCAGUUGGUAUACUGGAUGCGGAUGUGUUUGGACCAUCAAUUCCUAUAAUGAUGAAUCUGAAAGACCAGCCACCAGUCUCGAAAUCUGGUAAUAUGAUGAUGCCCCUGCUAAACUAUGGUGUUCACUGUAUGUCCAUGGGGUUUCUGGUGAACAAGAAUGACGCUGUGGUGUGGCGUGGUCUAAUGGUUAUGUCAGCGCUCAAGCAGUUGUUAAGGCGUGUGCAAUGGCCAGAGCUCGAUGUGCUGGUAAUAGACAUGCCGCCGGGCACCGGGGACACGCAAUUGUCUAUCAGCCAAGAGAUUACCAUCGAUGGUGCAGUAAUUGUAUCGACGCCGCAGGAUUUAGCGCUUGCAGAUGCCCGUAGGGGAGUGACAAUGUUCCACAAAGUCGAUGUGCCCAUCUUCGGCGUGGUGCAGAACAUGAGCCACUUUGAGUGUCCUAAGUGCUCGCACACGACACACAUAUUUGGAAGAGACGGCGCAGUGGUGGCAGCGAAAGAGAUGGGGACUGGAAUCAUUGGUGAGAUUCCUCUGGACAUUCAAAUCAGGGAGUGUGCUGACAACGGUACGCCUCUUGUGAUUGGGUAUCCGGACAGCCCUCAGACUAAGGCUUACAUGACUUUGGCUGAGAACGUCAUGAAGCACCUGAAACUCUCUGAAGUAUCUUCCUGAUCGAAGCAGAUUAACUUCUCCAGAUCUGCCGUGCGCUUUGAUACCGUUUGGUAUUUGCGAUUUUCACUGCGAUCGACGCUACACGAUACUAUCUUCCGAUCACAUCCGCUUCGGACUGAAUGUGAUGUAGGUUUGAGAUGGAAGUCGCCACGUCGCAUAAUUUACACACAUAGGUGCAGCCCGCGACUAUCGUGCACUUACCGUGUCUUGGAAUGGAUACUAUCGAAAACCACCGAUCACACCCAAACUUUAUGACAGUAAGGAUUCGUUCUCAGAUUGAACCGAAGCUAUACCUGAACUAUAUAGAAGUGUUCUGCUUGCAAGUCUGGGUUGGUUUCCCCUCGUGUGUUCACAGCCGGUCUCUCGCCGUGUCCACGUUUGUGGUUUCGCCUAUGUAGGAAUUUGGCGUGUGUUAUAAGGUGUUAUGAGCCGCUGAUGUGGCUCAGACAGGUGCUACAAAUAAUUAAGGCCUGCUACGAAAGUCAGCGUGCAUCGCGUGCAGCAACUAGUAAUCCUCUAAAUGAACAUAGAUGAUAAUGGGGUGGUGUUGGUUUGAAACUAGCCUUGAUCGACGAGACUAUCGUCGACCUGCGCAAAGUGCGCGGUGUCUCAUUCCCAGAAGCACUAUAGCUGCAACCAGAAAAAAAAGAAUCGUGCUAAGUCAUUCAAGAGUGUCUUUCGGAUGAAAAUUUUACGUGGGUACUGCCGCGAUCGAAAGUCGUGCACGCAUGGAUUUGGACUUUUUUAUUAUAAGUGGUCCAUGUAGAGAUUUCGAUUGUAAACAAUGGAUCCAAAAAUAAAUUCAGCCCUAUUUGAGGCAUGCAUAUUAAAGAG